UCUUCGACAGUAGAUGUUUUCUGUUCAAAAUAUAAAUAUUUGGAAAAGUAUAUUAGAUUUUCUUUUGUAUAAUAACAUAAUGCCUCAGAAAAUAUACAUUCGUUUAGCUUCUCAUCGCGUCAAUAGUUCAGUGGCUGUAAAUCAACGAUAUCCUAAGAUAUUUACACCAGGGGAGGUUAUAACCAGUCACAAUGAAUUUAUGAGAGGACAUGGUACAUACGAAGAGAACGGCCAAUUAAAAUCCUCGGUAGCAGGUGUAAGAGAGCAGGUAAACAAUUUGAUUUCCGUGAGACCGCUGAAGAGCAGGUACAAUGGAGAAGUCGGUGAUGUAGUCGUUGGAAGAAUUACAGAAGUACAACAGAAGAGGUGGAAAGUUGAGACUAACUCUAGGUUGGAUUCAGUACUUUUACUUUCGUCUGUCAAUUUACCUGGCGGAGAACUGAGACGUAGAUCUGUAGAAGAUGAGCACAUGAUGAGGCAGUAUCUGCAAGAAGGCGAUCUUAUAAGCGCAGAAGUUCAAAGCGUUUAUUCUGAUGGAUCGCUUUCCCUUCACACAAGGAGUCUAAGAUAUGGAAAGUUGUCGCAAGGUGUCUUAGUGAAAGUGUUUCCGUCCCUUAUCAAAAGGAGUAAGACACAUUUCCAUAAUUUGCCAAUAGGCGUGAGUAUUAUUUUGGGGAACAACGGAUUCAUAUGGAUUUGCCCCCCUAUAAAUAAUUCGGAGGAAAGUGUUGGUGGUUUUAUACAAAACCUGGAGGAGGUUAUUCCGAGGAAGGAAAGGGAAAUGAUUGCUAGGAUUAGAAAUUGUAUUUUAGCUUUAACACAAAGUAAGCUCAUGUUAUACGAUACAAGUAUCUUGUAUGCCUAUGAGGAAUCCCUCAAAUAUACCGUACCCGAGUUGUUAGUUCCCGAAGCUAUGGUAGACAUUGCUCUUUUAACACAGCAGCGGUUGUGCAUGAUCGAGGAUGAGUAGUUAUUUGGUUUUAAUUCUUUUGUGUAAAUGAGCAAUUAAAGUUGAAUACAUAUCACUUUUUAAUUUUA
This is a messenger RNA of Anoplophora glabripennis (Asian longhorned beetle), 1038 nucleotides long. Its product is annotated as exosome complex component RRP4. Gene Ontology annotation, molecular function: RNA binding. The transcript has 5 exons. Gene Ontology annotation, biological process: poly(A)-dependent snoRNA 3'-end processing; TRAMP-dependent tRNA surveillance pathway; exonucleolytic trimming to generate mature 3'-end of 5.8S rRNA from tricistronic rRNA transcript (SSU-rRNA, 5.8S rRNA, LSU-rRNA). The coding region runs from base 14 to 970 and encodes 318 amino acids. The record is from RefSeq and is a predicted model, not a curated record. Lineage: Eukaryota; Metazoa; Arthropoda; Insecta; Coleoptera; Cerambycidae. Gene Ontology annotation, cellular component: cytoplasmic exosome (RNase complex); nuclear exosome (RNase complex).